GACCCAGAAACAGCCUUCAUGCCUUUUAUAAACAGCCUUGGGCCUUCUCCAAGGUUUUCUCCUUCACCAUGGCUAAACCACCUCCUUCUCUUCCGUCCUCCUUCUUCCUCCUCGGCUCCCUCUUCCUCCUCUUCAUCUCUAUUCCCUCGUUAGCCCUCACCGACGCCGAAGCUUCCUUCCUCGCUCACCGUCAGCUUCUUGCACUCCCCGAGAAUGGAGAACUUCCCGACGAUCUCGAGUUCGAAGUCGAUCUCAAGGUUACGUUCGCGAAUAGCAGGUUGAAGAGAGCGUAUAUCGCGCUUCAGGCGUGGAAAAAGGCCAUAUAUUCUGACCCCUUUAACACGACGGGAAAUUGGUUUGGUCCUCACGUUUGUGGCUACAAUGGCGUGUUUUGUGCCCCUGCUCUUGAUGAUCAGUCCAUCACGGUCGUGGCCGGUGUUGAUCUUAAUGGCGCCGAUAUCGCGGGGCAUUUGCCUGCCGAGAUUGGUUUGAUGACGGACGUGGCUUUGUUCCAUCUGAACUCGAACCGGUUUUGUGGCAUCAUCCCUAAGAGUUUCGAGAAACUCACACUUAUGCACGAGUUCGAUGUUAGUAACAAUCGGUUCGUCGGAAAAUUCCCUUCCGUUGUCGUCUCGUGGCCGGCGGUUAAGUACAUCGAUAUUAGGUACAAUGAUUUCGAAGGCGAGGUUCCUCCAGAGCUUUUCAAGAAGGAUCUCGACGCGAUUUUCUUGAAUAAUAAUAGGUUCACGUCCACGAUCCCAGACUCGAUCGGUGAAUCCUCGGCUUCUGUCAUCACGUUCGCGCAUAACAAAUUCACGGGAUGUAUCCCGAAAAGUGUCGGAAACAUGAAGAACCUUAACGAGAUUAUCUUCAUGGACAACAACCUCGGAGGAUGUUUCCCCAGCGAGAUCGGGAAGCUUGCCAAUGUGACGGUGUUCGACGCGAGCGAGAACUCGUUCACAGGUGUUCUUCCGGCGAGCUUUGUCGGGCUUACCGGCGUUGAGGAAUUCGACAUUUCCGGGAAUAAACUCACCGGAUUUGUGUUGGAAAAUAUCUGCAAGUUGCCUAACUUGGCUAACUUCACAUACUCGUAUAAUUACUUCAACGGACAAGCAGAUUCUUGUGUCCCAGGUGGUCGGAAAGAUAUUGUAUUGGACGAUACACGGAACUGUUUGCCCGAUCGGCCUAAACAACGGUCGGCGAAGGAAUGCGCCGUUGUCGUGAAUCGUCCGGUGGAUUGUAGCAAGGACAAGUGUGCCGGAGGAGGCGGGGCUGGUUCCAAGCCCGCCACGCCGGUAAAGCCGGAAAAUCCUCACGAUGAAUCUCCCGUGAAGCAAAGGCGAAGCCCCCCUCCUCCGCCGGUUUACUCUCCCCCACCGACGGUAUACUCUCCACCACCUCCGGUUUUCUCUCCACCUCCUCCUUCACCACCACCUCCUUCACCCCCACCACCGGUCCAUUCUCCACCACCACCGCCAGUUUACUCUCCACCACCACCACCAGUUUACUCCCCGCCACCACCAGUUCACUCUCCUCCACCUCCGGUUUACUCCCCACCUCCACCUCCACCUGUUUACUCUCCUCCACCACCACCGGUUUACUCUCCUCCUCCGCCACCGGUUCACUCCCCGCCGCCACCGGUUCACUCUCCACCACCACCACCGGUUUACUCCCCGCCACCGCCGGUUUACUCUCCACCGCCACCACCGGUCCAAUCUCCUCCUCCUCCACCCGUUUACUCACCGCCACCACCACCGGUUUACUCUCCACCACCACCCAAACCGGUCCAAUCCCCACCACCACCGGUUUACUCCCCUCCGCCACCACCCAAACCGGUACAAUCACCCCCACCGCCGGCACAGCAGGUGGAGAGGCCCCAGCCGCCGCCGCCCAGCGACGAAGUAAUAAUAUUACCACCGUUCAUCGGCCACAAAUACGCAUCGCCGCCGCCACCAAUCUUCCCGGGAUACUAAGAAGAAACAUAUAUAUGUAUAUAUAAGUACUGAGUGACAUCUGGCAUGGAAGACAAAAGAGAAGUAAAAGAAGAAGAAGAAGAAGAUGAAGGCACAGAGGAAGAAGAUGAAGAAGACAACGACGACAAGAAGAGGAAGAAGGAGAGCAAUGCGUUGUAAUGGAAAUUCAGACAAGGAAUCUUAGAACUUUGUACGUUUCAUUACAAACGGUGUUUUUGGUCCAUCAAAGAUUUGUAAACUUUACAAAAAAAAGAAAAAAAAGAAAAAAAAAACGGUGUUCUCUGGUUCUCUUGUUGUAUCAUAAUAUUAUUAACUAUGGUUAUCUCUAAGAACUCACUAUUUUAUAUA
Messenger RNA from Tarenaya hassleriana, 2321 nucleotides. Its product is annotated as pollen-specific leucine-rich repeat extensin-like protein 3. The coding region runs from base 69 to 1973 and encodes 634 amino acids. NCBI's taxonomy places the organism in Eukaryota, Viridiplantae, Streptophyta, Magnoliopsida, Brassicales, Cleomaceae. Gene Ontology annotation, molecular function: protein binding. The record is from RefSeq and is a predicted model, not a curated record. The transcript has a single exon.